UGUGAUGCUCUUAGAGUCUGCGCAAAAUCAAAAGUGUGCGUAACAUCCCCGGAAACUUUAGAUACCCUUUAUCAAAGUUCACAAACAAUUACCUCCAACUUGAUAAAUGCAUAGAACAAGUCUUACGUGGAAUAGACUCACCUUAGAAAUACGGCAAACCAGGUUGUACUUUAGGCACGACUUCUAACAAGAGAUUGUAUUAAACUACUAUGAGCUGCUUUUCCGAGUCCUCAAAAAAUAGUUUUCGCAUCCUCAUGAAAAACGUCGUAGAAGCAUCUUGCACUAGAUUAGUCAUCAGGUGAUUUUAAGACUUGACUACUGUUAAAAUUUAGAAGGCGCUCUUGCAUUCCGACAUGGUAUGUCACAUUUAUUUAUUUGUGUCACGUGUCUUCUGGUGGGCUGGGAAUGUUGCUCAGGAUCAUCCAUAAAGUGCAGCUUCACCUUUAGGAUAGAAAGAGACUUGGGUAAGUCUAGUCUUCAUUUAUAGGGAUCACAUGCGAUCCUAUAGGUCGGUCAGGUAUUGUUAGUCCUUGAGUUAGGUAUUUCUAUGAAGCUCAAACUUAUUUCUGAAAGCAUUCAUCGUUUUAUCUGGCGCGUUUUGUGUGCACUGGUUACUGGCCACUUGAUCAAAAGGUGGAAUCAUACCCUGAGAUUUCUUGAUUGAGGUUACUGCUCAUUUUUGUGAUGGCCUCCUGUAUAAUCGAUCUCAUGUGGAGCAAAAAUGUAAUAUAUUGUCAGCGUCUGAAUGACGUUUUUGCAUGAAAAAUGUGCCAGCAUAAGACUGGAUUGCUAUACACCAUUAACAGGAAAGAUCGGAAAAACUCAGUGCCAGCUUUAUCUCUACGGCCGUUGAGCAGCAGAUCGAAACUUUGAGCGAUACUACCGUGAAGUGUUUGAGACAGUUCGUGAAAUUCUUAUGUUUAAUUGUAAUUAAACCUUGGUCUAGAAAGUUUCUCCGUGUUCUGCAAAGGUUUUCAAGCGGACUUAUUGUUUUUCAAUGUAAGCGGAAAAAUCUACUCCUCCCAAACUUUGCUUCACGAAAUAGAUUUUUUUAUAAAACGUUAUUACUUUUUUACCUGAUUGUUUCUCAGUUGUGCAAUUGUGGGCUGAAAACUGUAAAAUGAUCCAAAUCUCUUCCACUGAACCGAUUCUUCCCCAGUGCAACUGACAGGUUGUAGUUAAAAUGUGAAAAAGCCUUACACAUGAUUUUCAUGUUUUAUCUAAUCAUACAUUCACAUAUUCAGUAGCCCAAGGAUCUCUCUUAAGUAACAUAGAUAAUGUGGCAGUUCAUGUAGGAAGGUCUAUCAAAAUAUGUCGGUAUACAUUUAGGGUAAUAAUUAUAGAAAUCGUUCAGUCAAUAUCCACUUUGAAGCAGUUGUAGACGUAGGAGGUGAAUGUUUUCGGCUUAUCUUUUCUAUAUUCUCUACAGAACUUCGUACUAUGUAUAAGAGUAGAUAAUCGUGCCAUAAUCAACAACGAAAAUAGCUAAACUAGUAAAUGACAUUGGAAAACUAAAUUAUCUCAUGUAUGGUCUUAUACCGUACUCGAAAACUUAUAGUUAUAUUCGGCAGGAUACUGUAAGGCUCAAAACUAGUUAUAAAACAUUUUUAUCCAUAUAUGCAUAACAGAAUACAUAAGUCAGUUACAACAUCGAUAUCGUCACCUGCUUGAAAUAAAAGUACAAGUUUCGAUCGAUACAAAUUUUAAAAAGAAUGAAUACGUUCCAGCAAAAAAACGUGUCUUUACGACAAUAUAAUUUUUUGAAGCUGUAAAAUCGUAUUUGUAGGUAAUUUUUACAUGUAGUAUUCUAUGGUGAAAUACAGAGGUUUUAAAAGAUUAUCAAAAGUGGUCAAACUUAUUCAACUGCAAGUCACUGGAAUUGGAUUGAUAUUGUGUUGUAUAGUGAAGAUUAUCAAAACUUUACUUCAAGUGUUAAGAGUAUUAAUUCACGAAUAUAAAGGUGUUGUUUGGGUAUAUUUAAAGUUUCCAAGUGCUGAAUAAAAAUGGUUGUCUCAUUUAACAAGUAAACCAGAAAUCAUCAAGCGCUUACGUUAUUUAAUGGUUUCUGAAGUUAUUAGAGGUAAUAAUUUACAGAAUGAGAGCAAAAAUAAAUGUUCACUUGACAGAUGACGAGAUAAUAAUUAACAAUAUAAUUUGUGAAAUUCAAAUAGUUGCUGGGAUCAUAGGUGAAUAAUGGAUUGAACACGACUUUUCUGUUCACAUCGUUUGGUUUGAAAUGAUAAACUGCCAUAGGCGUUUGCAGAUAAGUGUUAAGGAUGAAUUGCCGCUCUGGGUCACCUCACUGUGUAUCUAUCAGUUUGCUUGCUCUUGUGGAGCAGGCUAUAUUGGUCGUACAAAUUAGGCACUUGGUGAACAAAUAUUCGAACACUAGCUUUGAUGGUUACUUAAAGGGUAAUACAAAUCGGUUAACAGCUUAUCUGUUGAACACAUGGUCAAUCGUGACCAAACCCAUAGCGUGAAUAUUUAUUCAAAAUUCUUUCCCAAAUAUUUGUGUACAGCUAAUACGAUAGCAAAUCACCACUUCAAACCCAAACGAUGUGAACAGAAAAGUCGUGUUCAAUCCAUUAUUCACCUAUGAUCCUAGCGACUAUUUGAAUUUCACAAAUUAUAUUGUUAAUUAUUAUCUCGUCAUCUGUCAAGUGAACAUUUAUUUUUGCUCUCAUUCUGUAAAUUAUUACCUCUAAUAACUUCAGAAACCAUUAAAUAACGUAAGCGCUUGAUGAUUUCUGGUUUACUUGUUAAAUGAGACAACCAUUUUUAUUCAGCACUUGGAAACUUUAAAUAUACCCAAACAACACCUUUAUAUUCGUGAAUUAAUACUCUUAACACUUGAAGUAAAGUUUUGAUAAUCUUCACUAUACAACACAAUAUCAAUCCAAUUCCAGUGACUUGCAGUUGAAUAAGUUUGACCACUUUUGAUAAUCUUUUAAAACCUCUGUAUUUCACCAUAGAAUACUACAUGUAAAAAUUACCUACAAAUACGAUUUUACAGCUUCAAAAAAUUAUAUUGUCGUAAAGACACGUUUUUUUGCUGGAACGCCUUCAUUCGUUUUUAGUAAUGGAAAUGUGUGCAGCUAUUUAAAUUAAAUCUUAUUGUCAACGUUUUCAAAUUAACAUGCCUUGGAUUUAGCUAGGGUAAUAAUUUUGUGGAGAACACUGGUUUAAAAAUCGAUUCAAGUCAGCAAAAAUUAAGAUAUAUCCGCUUAUUCUUUGUAAUAGAAAGAUUCAAGAGAAAUAACACUCCUUUUUUCAGUGUGUACUGUGAAGAGAUUUCAACACCACCAGUCGCUUUAAUAAAGUCCAAGAGUUUUGAUAAGGAGCUUCCUACUAAUCUGUACCUAACCCGUGUACAGUGUUGUUUGAAGUUUUGCAUUGACGCUAGGAUAUCUUGCUUUACAAACGAAGUUUGAUUUUGCCAAGUUACUCUGAAGGAAACCAUUUUGUUACAGAAAUUUUCGAAGUGUUUUGGACUUUUCUGCCAUAUCCUUGGAUGAAGCGUUGUGUGACGACUUCAUGAAACAUUUCAAACAGUGAACUGAGAGAUAACAUUUGUAUCUUUUGUUUUUUGUAAGAUCAAUAACUUAAUGAACUGCGACCUGUAGUCUUAUGAACACAAAAAUAACUUCAGAUAGAAUUCAAAAUCCGUUAUUCGUUAGUCACUGAGUGAAACGCACUGCCAGCACCAGUGAUAUUAACUUAUUUAGUGACUGGCUACACGGAAGUAUCAUGCUUUUAUGCCAAACUAUCUAAAAAAAUAAAACUUACUGUGUCUCUGUAAUUAAAAACAAAGGUUGUGGAGAGAUUCUUGACCUCUAAGUCGAAGAGUUCGCAAUUACAACAAUGCUGACUGGUUCUUACGCUGGUCAGACGUGCAAAAAUAAGCGCAAUGGCAUGGGAACAUAUCUCUAUAAAAAUGGAUACUACAAGUAUGAAGGUGAAUGGAUUAAUGGUAAAAGAUGUGGAACUGGAAGAUUUUCUAUGAAGGAUGGAAGUAUUUAUGAAGGCAGCUUUAUUGAUGGGGAGAUGUGUGGAAAUGGACGAAGAUUUUAUGCACUAUCAAAAAACGAAUAUAUCGGUCACUUUUUGUUCGGGGAACGUCAUGGGUAUGGUCUAAUGAAGUAUGGAGAUGGAUCCACGUACGAAGGAGAUUGGUAUCACAAUUUACAACAAGGUCAUGGAAAGUAUGUCGAUGUAGUCAAGAAUAAAUAUGUCGGUGAGUUUUUUCAAAAUAAAAAAAAUGGACCAGGAUGUCUACAUUCACACAAACUUUCUUACAUAGGGUAUUGGAAAAAUAAUAUUUACGAUGGUAAUGGUAUCCUAAAGAUGAUAAACGGAAUGACAUAUGAAGGGGAAUUCAAAAAUGGUAAACCAAAUGGACAGGGUAAACUAACACGCAAAGCGAAUCUGUUACCUGAUUAUGAAGGUUUAUGGAAAGAUGGUCUACCCUGUCAAGUAGCAAAUCAUAUGAAGUUGUCAAUUGAAUUGGAAAAAGAGAAUUUACGGUCCAAUUCAUCCUGUUUAGUUGAAUAUCGAAAUUCUCCAAUCAAAGAGAAAAGUUAUCAGUUUGCUUCAUCUUCAAGGAUGGAAAUUGUAUCAAAUGAAUUGGAGAUGAAAUUUAAUAUUGAUAUUUGCAUAUUCAAUAAUAAUCGAAGGAUUUUAAUUGAAGAAAGUCAUCGACAACUUGCUUUAUGGAUAGGAAAAGUUUGUAAAGAUAAUAUGCAAAGGGAAUUUUCUGUUGAUCUUCAAAUUUCAGUGGAAACGCCACUCUUGUUAUUACUAAAGGAAAAAGGGAUUUAUACAAUGGAGACACCUUUCGGUUCAUACAUCUAUCCAGUUGGUUCAGUAAAGUUAAUUUCCGAUAAAACAGGAAUAGAUGAACAAAAUUCACCAGUUCAUUCAAUUGAUGAUAACAUCGAUCAUGUUAUAACUAAUUUUGAUUUAAACGAAGAAGAUAAAAGAAAUGUAAAUAAUCAACCGAGUAAUAGUAUUAUAGAAAAUGAAAAUCAACAAUUACUGAAUGAAGUAUUUGUAUACAAACAAUCUACUAAACGUGGUUUCAUUUCUUAUUCUAUCAUAAAAUCUCUCAUCAAUAAUCAAAAUAUAAAUGAAACAAACCAUAUAGAAGAAGAUGUUAAGACAAUAUCAAUGUUAGAUGAUCAUGAAUAUUGUAUUGAUUUAUCAAAGAUUGAAAAAUCAGUACAUUUAUUUGAAGAAUUUACAAAUUCACCAUGCCUUAAUCAACUACAAUUUGGUGAACAAUUUAUUCUAGUCGUUGAAGAUAUAACACCACGGAAUGAAGAGGAGAAUGAAGAAUUUCAUGUGGAUACGAUUCCAGAUCAUAUUUUGAGAACACCAGAACGUCUUUCACCGUUAUUUAUCAAGUUAUGUUACAUUUCAAGGGAAUAAUUUAUUAAAUGAUUUUGAAAUUUAGGAAAACGUAUAACAUUCUAUUACAAUAUACAUAUGUGUUGUUAUUCCAUCUUACAUUUUGAAAUGAACGUUUAAUAAAAGCGAAUUCUGAGUAUACAGAAUGUAGCUAAUAGUGGAAUCCAGGAUGCGCGUCUAGUUUUGUUUUGAACAAGUCAGUUGAUUUUCACCUCAGGAUUCGAGUUCAUUAUCUUUUGCUCUAAACCCCAACGUGUUAUCGGCUUAGUUACUUAGUCUAAACAGCCAUUCACUUGUGCAGCGGAUAUGAAUUUGAAUUUAAUUUGUAACCGUUUAAGUUAUCCCUACGUUGACAUUUGAGGCAAUUAGGAUUGAUCAAAUUUCAGUUAAAGUAUCAACAACAAGGUAAACCAAAGCACUACAAACUCAACGUAAACUUACUUCAUCUUCUAAUUAUGACAUAAAUAGUUAGGUUGAAAGUUAACUAAUAUCAAUAAUGUUGUAACAUAAUUUUGUCGACAAUAAUUUUACGCAUAAAUAGUUUGAAGAUGUUUAACAUGGAUUAAAAUACUGAUCAUCCACCCCCACUCCCAAAUAAAAAAGCGAAUUCCUCGUAAGAUAAUGUGGUUCAUAUUUUACCAUUAGUCCACUUCAUAAAGUCACAGAAUAUUAUUUUGAAGCACACAUGGGCAUGUGAACAUUUUAUCUAAAAUUUCAAACAUAAUAGAAAAAAUCGGUUCAAG
Messenger RNA from Schistosoma haematobium, 6149 nucleotides. RefSeq lists its product as uncharacterized. The transcript has 11 exons. NCBI's taxonomy places the organism in Eukaryota, Metazoa, Platyhelminthes, Trematoda, Strigeidida, Schistosomatidae. The coding region runs from base 3862 to 5427 and encodes 521 amino acids. The record is from RefSeq and is a predicted model, not a curated record.